GAAAUAAGUCGGAAGUGACGAGUGAACACCGUAAGCAGGAACCGGGAAGCACGGCAGAAUAAAGACAUUGCUUUAGUAGAAUACCGUACUAUAUAUUUAUAUAUAUAUUUGUGACGAAUAAGCUUUUUUUUAAUCCAGCUUUGUCGGUGGUGAUAUUUAGAAACCAGCAAUUGAUUUUACAAGUAUUAGACGUUGGCUACGAGAGCACGGGGGGACGACUCUGUAGUGGCCCCUCCCUUCUGCCGCAUCUGUCAUCGGGGUAGAGUCGGGCGGAUUGUGUGGAGAUGGCAGCGCCGUCGGUCGGAGGCGACAGGGCCGCCAGGUUAGACAUAGCGGUCGGUGACGGAAAGCCUGUGUAGCUGGCCUGGCUAAUCUGCCGAGACAUGCCCGGGCAGAGAGCUAAGAGAAACUGCAGUGUCACCGAUCGGCUUGUGAACAGCAACGAGCAGAUAUUGGCCAUCGGAGCCGACUUGCUGAAGGACUUCAUCUAUGAGCGUGUGAGGCGCCAUGCUGAGGGGGACUUCACAGUGACCCGCAGCCAGCUGGGAAGCUCUGAGCUGUGUGACCCCGCCCACAAGCAGCUGGCGCAGUGUCUGCAGAAGAUCGGCGACGAGCUGGAUGGCAAUGUGCAGCUGAAGGAGAUGAUAAAUAAUACUGCACUGAAGCCUACUAGGGAGGUUUUCUGCAGCGUGGCCUGUGAGAUCUUCUCUGAUGGGAAAUUCAACUGGGGCAGGGUGGUGGCACUCUUCUACUUUGCCUGUCGGCUUGUCAUCAAGGCCCUAGUGACCAAAGUCCCUGAUAUAAUCCGCACCAUCAUCACUUGGACUGUAGACUACCUGCGGGAUCAUGUAAUCAGCUGGAUCAGGGAGCAGGGGGGCUGGGAAGGCAUUAAGUCGUACUUCGGCACACCCACGUGGCAGAUGGUGGGCGUGUUCCUGGCUGGCGUUCUCACCACCGUCCUGGUCACCCGCAAGAUGUGAGAAGCGAGGGAACCCAUCUACGUGGGAGUGUGGACUGGAGCAGCUGGAGAGCUCCUGCAGUGCCCAAUCCUUCCACCGGGGGCAGCAUGGGGAACAUGCUAAACGGUGUCUCACUGUAGGCAGCUGGAGAGCUGACAGCAGCCAGACCGUCAGCAGGGGUGGCUGAAAUCCUUCCCCCACAUUUAGGGCUGUGUACAUGCCCCCCCACUGUGCUCCCUGCACUGACAGAACACACCUGGUGUGAUAUUGACCUCUUUCAGCAUAGUGUUAAUGUACUGUACCGUGAAGCAGCUCCUAUCUGAAACCUGCACACCUCUUACUGUUUCCUCUUUGCUUUUGACAGCUUUUCUAUGGUGUUUCAUAAAACAAAAAACAUUAUGCUUUUUUUUAGUUAAUGGUGCCUUCCAGUCUUUUCCAAGCAGGACUUUGAUAUCAGUCUCAAGUUUUCUACACCUUUGUAUGAUUUUGCUGUAUGCUGUAUGAAUUUCCUUCAUGGCUGGUUUUUGUACCAUUUUAAUAAGAUUUUUAUGAAUUAAAAGCAUCCACAACCUGUGUGUGCUUCUCCUGA
Paramormyrops kingsleyae is the source of this 1548-nucleotide messenger RNA. RefSeq names its product BCL2 associated X, apoptosis regulator a (gene baxa). The record is from RefSeq and is a predicted model, not a curated record. Gene Ontology annotation, molecular function: channel activity; BH domain binding. Gene Ontology annotation, cellular component: mitochondrial outer membrane. Lineage: Eukaryota; Metazoa; Chordata; Actinopteri; Osteoglossiformes; Mormyridae. Gene Ontology annotation, biological process: mitochondrial fusion; extrinsic apoptotic signaling pathway in absence of ligand; regulation of apoptotic process.